AUGAUAAUCGACAACUCUGUUGAACAAAAGACAACAAAUGAGAGCAUUGAGCAUCAUCCCUCUAAUGAAGAAGCAAGCGAAGAAGCCUCCACAUACACUUCCAGUUCCUCUCCCAGCUCUUCGACAAGUAUCAAACAACAGCCAUUGACAACAGCGGAUUACGAGAAAAUUGAGUCCAUGUAUAACAAUCUUCAAGACGAGAAGAAAUGGGUGUUAUCAUCUGGCAUUAUAGUGGAGGACGAAAUGAAGCAGUUUGCUAUCAGUUGUUCUGUGGAGCAACUCGACUCUUUGCCAUCACUGCCCACUGAUAUCGAAAACUUCAUGAACACAAUCAAGGAUAUUGAUGAUUUAAACGCUCUCAAGGAUACUAUCUUAAAUCAUCCACAGACAAACCCUGCCUUGGAAUGGAGGCGAAAAGAGCAGCUUGUCUUCGUCUGCUGGAAGGAAUAUUGGUCGUACCAUAGGCUCAAGACAGCCCAUCUCAAAAAAAGCUUUGUGGACGGAAGUCGCUACCACUCUUUGAAUGACACAAAACAGCUGAUGGAUGGCGGAUUCAAGAUGCCAAAGAUCAUGAAGGAGAUGAUAUACCAGCUGGUAAAACGUUCUCCACAAUCAUUCAGAGAUGUCUCGGUCAUUGGGUUUCUUCUCUCGGAACUGAAUUUGUCCCUGCUCCUACUGGAUAUCCCUGAUGGCUAUGUAUGCCGCAUUAGUCAUCGACACCCUUUGAAGUAUCCUGACGAUGAAGAUUCCAUUGCUAAAGAAUUUCCCAAGAUCCUCAAAGUUGUAUAUCAGUCUCGUCUACUCAUGGAGAACGCCAGAUUGAUGUCUCGAAACCAGAUUGAAGGGUUUGAUGUUGGAGAACGAGCCCCCAUCCCUCCAUGCGUUUACAUGUCAGUACCAGAAAGCUCAUCACCAUCCAGACGAAAGAAGAGAAAAACUUCCCCAUUAAUAUCACUGUUGUAUGCCGCUAUAUCCUUAAAUAUCAUGAUCCCACUUCCCUGUAUAAUUUGUGAAUAA
This is a messenger RNA of Mucor velutinosus, 1017 nucleotides long. RefSeq lists its product as uncharacterized. The transcript has 4 exons. The coding region runs from base 1 to 1017 and encodes 338 amino acids. NCBI's taxonomy places the organism in Eukaryota, Fungi, Mucoromycota, Mucoromycetes, Mucorales, Mucoraceae. The record is from RefSeq and is a predicted model, not a curated record.